GCGCCUCUCCCCGCCCGUCACAGGAGGAGCGGCCGCCUGUUGUGAGGAUCAGCCCCGGGAUAUCCAGGACACCUUACCAUGGCUUCACAGGGGAAUGGCUUCGGACUUCUCGUCGGGCUUCUGCUCGCUGCUCACAUAUGGAGAGCAGCAUUGGCCAAUUUGGAGGUGAACAUGGAGGACAGAGUGGAGGUGUUCAGAGGAGAAAUGGCCUCAAUCACCUGCAUGUUCAAAUCCUCUGAUGGCAUCGGGGGAGUGAGAAUACAAUGGUCUUAUAUGACACGGACUGGCGCUAAGGAGAGAAUCUACUACCAGGACACCACCAUGAAGUUCGUGGACAAGGGCACACCCUUCACGGGCCGAAUAAGCGUGAAUGGCACAGCAGCCACAGGAGAGCUCGUACUCACCAUCCAGGAUGUACGUAUUGAGGACGAACUGGACUUCAUCUGUACUAUCAUGGGACUAACAGAUGGGAGUUCUGAGGGAAGAACACAACUGCGGGUGUUUGCGGCACCAGAGUUACCCUUGAUUGAAGGAGUUCAUACAGGGAUCUCAGUUAAUAGCAACAUCCCAUCAAAGAUUGGGAGCUGUGAGGCAAAGAAUGGUUUUCCCAGACCCAACAUCACUUGGUACAGAAACACCACACCACUUUAUAACAUUAUUGAUGAGGUGACUGUCCAGUCCUUAAUCACCCAGGAGUCCAGUGGUCUCUUCUCAGUGAAAAGUGAACUGAGUAUGAAGGUGGUGGAGGAAGACAAAGAUUCUGUGUUUUACUGUGAAGUCAACUACUUUGUUCCUGGAGGAACUUUGAUGACAGAAACCAGUCGUAUCAAUAUCUCUGUAUACUACCCCACCACUGCUCUUAAUGUCUGGGUGGAGUCACCGAAGGGCGAUAUCAAGGAAGGGGACACAGUGGAGCUUCAAUGCCGUGGCAAUGGAAAUCCUGAGCCAACCUUCACUUUCCAACACAAAGAUACUGCCAUAGAGUCAGAUUCCAAUGUGCUUCUACUGAAGAAUGUGACCCGUUCAAACAGUGGAACCUACUACUGUACUGCCUUUGACCUGGAAACCUAUGAAGAAGUCACUGGAAAUACUACUGUGUUUGUCAACUAUCUGGAUUCUGCCGUGGUUUCUCCUAGAGAUAUUGUAAUAUCUCAGGGAGAGGAGGUGAAAGCCACCUGCAACGCGCUUUCCUCUCUUGAGAUGCACACCGUCUGGUUCAAGAACAAAAAAGAGGUUGCCAAGGGUCACAUUUUGACACUGGGGGAUGCUGUGUUGGACACUGCGGGGACAUAUGUUUGUGUGGUCACCAUUCCUAAAAUCAAGGGGAUGAAGACCAGUGCCACGCUUCGUGUUCUUGUCAAAAGCCCACCACAGAUCAGUAAGCCAGGGAAUUUGGUGUUUGAGGAAAGCAUUGAGACGACAGUCAACCUGAGCUGCCACGCUAGAGGCAUCCCCGCUCCCAACAUCACCUGGACCUCCUCCGACUCACAGAUCCUUAAGACAGUGUCUCAGAAAAUGACUGAGGAUGGCACCCACAGUGUGGUUAGUGUCAAGGUAACCUCUGACAUCACAGCAUUUUGCAACGCCUCCAAUGACUACGGCGUCGACGUUGUCACCUUCAGCAUCAAAGCUAUUCCACAUACCACCAUGUCAACCACCACCACUACCACCACCACCACCAUCACCACUGCCACCACAGUCAAGGCAGGAGCUGUUAUCCCACCGGAGAAGGUCAAAAAAGAGGGCAGCGGUGUUAUCAUUGCCGUCGUCAUCAUCUGUAUCCUGCUGCUGGCCAUCUUGGGCAGCGUGCUGUACUUUCUCUAUAAGAAGGGGAAAAUCUGCGGCCGCUCCGGCAAGCAGGACCUCACGAAGGAAAAGUCCAACAAGGAGAACAUAGUGGUGGAAAUGAAGAGUGACAACACGGAGGACGCUGUGCUCCUUGGGGUCAAUGGCGACAAGAAAGCCCCCAACGAACAGUAAAUACAUGGUGAUGAGUAUCUGGAGGUGCAGAAAUGAGGCUGCUGCACGAGGUGACUGCAGACAGACAGACCAGCUGUUCCCGUUCCUCUCUCCUGGUCUCUCCUCUCUGUCUCUCUCAGGCCGAGAUCUACCAACGCCACCUAGGUUACCGUCGGAGGCUCUUAUGUCGGAGUUAUGUCAUGGCAGCGCUCGAUUUUCUACCGCUAAUCUCAUGAUCGUUGGUAAUAAAGACUCGGCUCCCAUCUGCAGCGUUUGUCUGCUUCGAUUCGCUGAGAGUGGUUUUGUUUUUGGCUAUACAACUUGAGUUGGGCAGGCAAAAUGUGAGACGCGGUGUGAGACGCUGCAUGACAUAACUGACAGCAUAUAGGCCGCCACGAGGACAGCCCUUGUUCUGACGUUCUGAUAAACUGUAUUCUGCUGAUCACGCUUUGUACAAUAGAGCACAAAUAUGACCAGGGACUGUUUCUAUACCCAACCAUCCGCCGGCUCAGGCACGCUAUCACUGAAGAGCAGCCUGAAAACAACUCUUUAUCAAGUGUAUGUAGUAUACUAUGUGUAUAUAUUUCUUAAUUUAAAAUAAUCUCAUCCAAAAAAGUCAACUAAAAAUACAUGGCCAAAGAGUGUCUUUUUCUUUUGUGUGUGUGUGUGUGUGUGUGUGUGUGUGUGUGUGUGUGUGUGUGUGUGUGUGUGUGUGCUCUUUUCGGAGAGAGAGAGGUGUUAAGCCGUCCAUAGCCCUUCUGCCUUUAAUCUUUUUUCUCUCUAUCAAACACUUCUGUUUUUGUUUUUUUCAAGUCUGUACACUGAAUAUUGCGAGGCUGGGGCGAUGCCUCUCCUCUAGCACAGAUUCCAACUUUGUCCUGCACCAAAUAUUAUUCACUCACGUUGUAGGCUUUUUGCUUUGAAAACUGACUCAUGGAUCAUUCAGUUACAUAUCAUUUCACGUUUGUUGUAAUUUUUUUUUUUUUAAUCUGCAUUAGAGGUUUUAUUUAAACACUCCGGGUAAUGUCUAUAUAACACCCGGCCCUGCGUUUGUCUGAAGGAAGAUGUUUCGUGGCUAGUCUUCUGUCUCAGAUGGGUGAAUUAUCUAUCUAAAAAUCGGCAUUUCCUCGUCGUAGAAGGGCAGCAUUUAUUGUCGUCGUAUCUUUGCCUUUAAUUUUUUUUUUUUUUUUGUUCUCUUGCCCACAGAGUUGGUACAUUUUGGAGCGCAUGGAGUUAAAGUAUUGCCAAUAGUCUCUUGCUAUAAAGCGACAUUGUAUGACUUGUAAAUUCCCCUUUCUUGCAUCUGGGAGGCUUACAUCGCAGGAAAACGUCAGCUUUCACAACUUUAGUCAUGAAAAAUUGUACCAAUCAAUGUCCAUUGCACUGAUCUCUCUCUUUUUGUUGUUGUUAGUUAUCCUUUAUGCAGUUGUGUUGCUGCUUUUUUUUGUCUUUGUGAAACAAACCGUUGUUUUGACUUGGAUGAAGGUGUGUAAUGUGACUAUGUUUAAUUAUACUGCCAUAGCUUGUUUUGUUUUUGUUUUCUUUUGUAAGGGGACAGAAGUAACACCAAACGGUGGUGUCAAAUAGCCUUUGUUAUACAGAGGGAGAUGACUUUGUUUAGCUAAUUAAUUUCAAACAAUGCCUCAUUAUGUAGUCGUGGUAGACUACCCCUUGGAAAGUGUUAGACACGAAGACAAGUUGAUAUUCAGUGUUCACAAGCUAAAACGACAAAGAAAUACACACUGGCUUUCAUGUCUGCACAUGUCAGACAUCCCAAUGGGGGACGCUGAGCAUCCCUGGAGAGGAAGGCUGUGAUGGUGAGCUAGUGUAUACUGUACUAUAUGUAUGUAUAUGUAUAUGUACUGUAUCCUAUACCAAACACCAGCAUGGGAAGCAUGUUGAUGACUAUCCCGUGUCAAAAGUGCCUCUAAUCCCUCAUUUCUGAUCACAGUUAAGAAACGUGUAAUAGUGUAAACAUGCACUGCAAAUGUGUGUUCCAUACAUGUUGAUGGCGUUCAUGACAAUCAAUAUCUGAACCAGUAUCCAUGUCUGCUCAGUCCUGCACGUUGUGUGACACAUCUGCAUAUGACAAGGCGCUCCUCCCCUCUGAAGAGUUUGUUGUGUUCAUUUUUAAUGUUUUUUUUCUUCCCAAAAGUGUAGAACGCCUUUUAAUAAUGCUUAUGAUUUGUAAAAGGAUUUAAUUUCAGAACUUUAAGAACCAAUGUUCAGGACAUUCAAAUCCAGUUCAAUGUCUGUGGAGUCUUUUAUUUUUUUGAAAGUGAAUAAUAAAUAAAAAAUGUCUGCAGAACGAAAAGCAGCAUUCGCCGAUGUUAUUUACUUUUCUUUGAGUGUGGAAGUAUAGUAGUACUGGUGCCUCCUUCACAGAGUAUUUGAACUUGUGUAUUUACUGGAGAAUGUCCUACAUGCUACAAGUCUCCUCUGAGAGAGACAGCGAGCUGC
Lampris incognitus (smalleye Pacific opah) is the source of this 4419-nucleotide messenger RNA. RefSeq names its product melanoma cell adhesion molecule b (gene mcamb). The transcript is spliced from 17 exons. NCBI's taxonomy places the organism in Eukaryota, Metazoa, Chordata, Actinopteri, Lampriformes, Lampridae. The record is from RefSeq and is a predicted model, not a curated record. Bases 79 to 1980 code for a protein of 633 amino acids.